This is a messenger RNA of Saccostrea echinata, 1534 nucleotides long. RefSeq names its product protoporphyrinogen oxidase-like. NCBI's taxonomy places the organism in Eukaryota, Metazoa, Mollusca, Bivalvia, Ostreida, Ostreidae. Gene Ontology annotation, biological process: heme biosynthetic process. The coding region runs from base 15 to 1433 and encodes 472 amino acids. Gene Ontology annotation, molecular function: protoporphyrinogen oxidase activity, oxygen as acceptor. The record is from RefSeq and is a predicted model, not a curated record. Gene Ontology annotation, cellular component: mitochondrial inner membrane. The transcript is spliced from 11 exons.
UUUAAUUAAAAGAAAUGAGAACAGUUGCAGUGCUUGGAGGCGGCAUUGCUGGAUUGUCCUCAGCCUUCUUUCUUUCACGAAUGUCAUUGCCGAGUGUGUCUAAGAUAGUUGUGAUUGAGGGCAGCAAUAGACUGGGAGGGUGGAUUCAGACGCAGCACCUCGAGGAUGGUACAGUACUGGAAGGGGGACCAAGAAGUUUCCGCAGUGGAGGAAAAGCAGAGGCAACCACAUUAGAACUAGUGGAUAUGCUGGGUCUGAAAGAUGAAAUUGUAACUGUGUCAAAGGAGAAAAUGAGGAGAAGGCUUUUUAUCAAUGGAAAACUAAAGGAAUUUCCACAAGAGUUUGAUAAAUGGAAUCUUACCAAGUCUGUCCUAAAGGGAAUUUUUAAAGACAGAUGGAUUUUAUCUCCGAUGGAGGAUGAGUCAGUCCAGUCUUUCCUGUCAAAAAGAUUUGGGAGUAACCCAGAGAUAAUGGCAUUUGCUGAUUCAAUGUUUCGAGGAAUAUUUGCAAGUAGUAUUGCUGAUAUUAGCUACAAGUUCUCGCUUUUUGGAAAAUCAGGAUGCAGUUCUUUAAUACAACUUCAACAUCAAAUGAAACAGACCAGGGAAGAGCUGAAGAAACAUGAUUGUGAGUUGGUACGACGAGCUGCUGAAGAAGCUUGGCAGAUAUGGAAUCUACGGAGGGGGACAGGACAGUUAGUGGAGGGCCUAGCUGAUGCAUUACUUAAAGACCCCAGGGUGGAGAUCAAGAUGGACACACCCUGUCAAUCCAUGGAACUGGACUCCACUUCAGCCACUUUACAGAGUAGGGAUAGUGAAAUAGUUAAGGCAGAUCAUGUGGUCAGUACAGUGCUUUCCAAAAACCUGGCUUCCAUGCUUCCUGCCAAACAUGAAGAACUGUGUGAUUUUCUCAGCAGGAUUCCUACAGUAUCAGUUGUCGUUGUUAACAUGGUGUAUGAGCGUGACUUAGAGGAAGUACCACAGGGAUUUGGACACCUACUUCCAACAUCAGAAGACCCUCCAAUACUGGGGGUAGUGUAUGACUCCAGGGUCUUUCCAGACCUAGGUCCCAUAAACACAACCCGACUGACUGUGAUGAUGGGUGGUGCAUGGAUGAAAGAGCUGGAAGAUCGAGUGGGAAGCUUAAAUGAUGAGUCUUUAAUAAAGCUAGCUAAGGAGGUUUUGCAUCAACAAUUAAACAUAGAUGCAUCACCAGUUUAUACCAAAGUUUACUAUCAAAUGGACUGCAUACCACAGCAUAGAGUUGGACACAACCAGAUACUUCAGUGUAUUUACUCCUAUAUUGGUGAGCAUAAGCUACCACUAACACUUGCAGGCUGCUCCUACAGAGAAAUUGGUGUUACAGGAAUUAUACAGGACAGCUUUCACCAGGCACUCUCUGUACAGCAGAAUAUGGAAGGGGAAAACUUAUGAAUUCUGUAGACCAAUAAAUAUAUUAUAUGCCAUUGUAAAAUUCUGAGAAAGCUUUCAGAUUUUGUUGAUUAUGUUCUUGGCAUUAUCAUUAUUUUUAGUUU